Puccinia graminis f. sp. tritici CRL 75-36-700-3 is the source of this 911-nucleotide messenger RNA. RefSeq lists its product as uncharacterized. The coding region runs from base 138 to 731 and encodes 197 amino acids. The transcript is spliced from 3 exons. NCBI's taxonomy places the organism in Eukaryota, Fungi, Basidiomycota, Pucciniomycetes, Pucciniales, Pucciniaceae. The record is from RefSeq and is a predicted model, not a curated record.
GCAUCCGCUACCUCCACUUGACCUAUAAAAAGUUAUCAAUAAGAUUGCACCAUACAUAGUUUAUAAAUAUAUUCUCUAGCAUAGACUAUAAGAUCCACGUUUUUCGAAUCAAGACUUUUUGCAAGUUUUCGGUCAAGAUGCAUGCAGGAAAUUCAAAAAUAGUCAUAGGCUUAUUGUGUGCCGUCACUAUAGUUCUGUGCAAACCACUUCCUUCGGUCUCCCCGACUUUCAACUCUGGAAGCGAUGAAGUCCCACCAACGCCCGUCUUGAACACCUUCAGUAUCUUACAAAGACGAAACAAGGCAGGGGACAUCGUUGGGAAAGUGCGUGCUGUCGUUGACACCGGUAACUCAGGAGUUCCAAAGCUUCUGGGUGAUCUCCAAAAGCUACAAAAAGAUCUUGAAGGUAUCAUCGCCCAAUUGAAGGGGGCUGGUUUGGGGACCAAGAAAGAUCCAAAAGCGCAAGACUUGAAGCAAGACGAAGUGACGGUUGCGGCUCCGACCUCCGAGAUAAAGCUGACGGAGGCGGAUCCCGUGACCAAGCCCGACCCGGCUCCUAAGAAACCAGACCCGACGGAUCCGGCUACCAAAACCGAUGCAGUUUCCAAGAAACCAGAGACGGCGGAUCCAGGCACCACAACUGACCUGGCGCCCAAGAAACCAGAGACAACAACUCCGGCCCCGGAAACUCCGCCAGUCACCGCUCCCGCGCCCGGAGGAAGUAACCCUUAAACUGGGAUCUUCAAAAUCAUCGAUGGUCAGGAUCUUAUAAUCUCUCUCUCUUUUAGAUGAGAAAGUUUCAGAAUACUAGUAUAUCAGUGGCGAUCGGCUCCACCUGUCUCUAAAUAUCUCUCUAGCCAUGCUUGAUGUAUGAAGCUUUGUGCUGGGCAAGGAAACAAAAACAUCUUGCCU